Messenger RNA from Microcebus murinus (gray mouse lemur), 1540 nucleotides. Lineage: Eukaryota; Metazoa; Chordata; Mammalia; Primates; Cheirogaleidae. The record is from RefSeq and is a predicted model, not a curated record.
CUUCUCUGGAUGCUCCAGCAACCAUGAGCCGCCAAUUCAGCUCUCGGUCUGCAUUUAGCUCAAGGAGCAGGCGGGUUUGUAGCGCUAGCUCCUCUGCAGGCUCUGGUGGCGGGAGUCGGAUUGUGGGGUCUGUGUGUCAGGCCCGAGGGAGGUGUGGCGGUGGUGGAUAUGGGAGCCAUGGAAGGGCGUUUGGUUCUAGGAGCCUCUACAAUCUGGGUGGCAGUAAGAGCAUCUCCAUUAGCCUAGUGGGGAGAAGUUCCAGUGGUUUCCAACAGGGAAGAGGGGCAGGAGGAGGAUUUGGAGGGGGUAGAGGCUUUGGGGGUGGCAGCUUUGGGGGUGGUGCCUAUGGAGGAGGCAGCUUUGGGGGUUCUGGAUUUGGGGCUAGCAACUUUGGGCUUGGGGGCUUUGGUCCUUCUUGUCCUAUGGGAGGCAUCCAAGAGGUGACUAUCAAUGAGAGCCUGCUGGAGCCACUUCACCUGGAGGUGGACCCUGAAAUCCAGAGGAUCAAGGCCCAGGAGCGAGAGCAGAUCAUGGUUCUCAACAACAAGUUUGCCUCCUUCAUUGACAAGGUGCGAUUCCUGGAGCAGCAGAAUCAGGUGCUACAGACGAAAUGGGAGCUGCUGCAGCAGGUGAACACCUCAACUCGGUCCAACAACCUGGAGCCCAUCUUGGAGAAUUACAUCAGCGAGCUUCAGAGGCAGGUGGAUUUUCUCAACGCGGAGCAGAUGCGCCAGAACACGGAGGUCAGGAGCAUGCAGGAUGUCGUGGAAGACUACAAGAACAAGUACGAGGAUGAAAUCAACAAGAGGACAAGCAGUGAGAAUGACUUUGUCGUUCUGAAGAAGGACGUGGAUGCUGCUUACAUGAGCAAAGUGGACCUGCAGUCCAGGAUGGACACCCUGGCUGGGGAGAUCGACUUCCUGAAAUAUUUAUACAUGACAGAGCUGUCCCAGAUGCAGACCCACAUCAGCGACACCAACGUCAUCCUGUCCAUGGACAACAACCGCUUUCUGGACCUGGACAGCAUCAUCGACGCGGUGCGCAGCCAGUACGAGCUGAUUGCGCAGAAGAGCAAGGACGAGGCGGAGGCGCUGUACCAGACCAAGUACCAGGAACUGCAGAUCACGGCAGGGAGACAUGGAGACGACCUGAAGAACAGUAAGAUGGAGAUUGCUGAGCUCAACCGCCAAAUCCAGAGGCUGCAGGCAGAGAUUGGCAACGUGAAGAAGCAGAACGACCAGAUGCGCUCGGCCAUUUCGGAUGCAGAGGAGCGAGGAGAGCGGGCCCUCCAGGACGCGCGGCAGAAGCUGCAGGACAUGGAGGACGCCCUGCAGCAGUCCAAGGAGGAGCUGGCCCGGCUGCUGCGCGACUACCAGGCAAUGCUGGGAGCCAAGCUGUCCCUGGACGUGGAGAUCGCCACCUACCGCAAGCUGCUGGAGGGCGAGGAGUGCAGGAUGUCAGGAGAGCUGCAGAACCACGUGAGCAUCUGUAAGUAGCAGAGGCCAGGGACUGGGGCUGGUUGGUGCUGGGCAGAGAGAGG